GAGAAACACCAGUUAAGUUAGUACGAUGACGACGAAAGAAGAUAAAUCCUAAACUCGUGGUCGUGAUUUUUUUCCCUUCCAACCUUAAAAAUAUGUCUGAAAUUUUAAAAUUUUCAGAUUUUGGUUUUGUGUUGAGAACAACUCCAAAGAGACGAGAAGCAGCGAAUCGUACGAGCAGAGAGAUAUAUGUUUCAUUACGUCGAUGAUGGAUUCUGCUUUAUAUCAUCCUCGAAUCUUUUUCGCUCACAGCUUCAUCAAUGGCUUGUAUAGUUCUCCUAGGUUUGCUAAUACUUGCUGGAGAUUGGUUAGUCGUUCAAGUUGGGAGAUCAAGGCUAGUGAGAAUAGUGAUCGCAAUGUGUUCGAUGAAAAUCCUGUUAGGAAAACCGACGGGUCGUUGUUUGAUUCUGCUUCGUUUGAGACAGUUGACGCGGAAAUCACGCCUGAGACUGAUGAUUUCUUCGUGAGUGACGCAGAGGGUGAUCCAGAUUGUCCUACUCAAGGUUAUUCCUCUAUUGAACUUGCUCUUCAAGCUCUACGCAAAGGAAAGUUUGUGAUCGUUGUUGACGAUGAAACCGGAGAUGUUGAAGGGAAUCUGAUCAUGGCUGCAACUCUUACGAGUCCAAAAGACAUAGCUUUUCUGAUUAAGAAUGGUUCAGGUAUUGUCUCAGUUGGUAUGAAGAAAGAAAACCUUGAAAGAUUAAGCCUUACACUUAUGUCACCUGAAAUGGAAGACGAAGAUUCCUCUGCUCCAACUUUCACCAUCACUGUGGAUGCAAAAUCUGGAACAUCAACUGGAGUAUCAGCUUCAGACAGGGCGAUGACGGUUCUUGCACUUUCGUCUCUCGAUGCUAAACCAGAUGAUUUCAGGAGGCCUGGUCAUGUAUUCCCUCUCAAGUACAGAGAUGGUGGAGUUUUAAGGAGAGCUGGUCACACCGAAGCUUCAGUGGAUCUAAUGAUAUUGGCUGGUUUACGUCCCCUCUCUGUUCUUUCAGCUAUUCUUGAUCAAGAAGAUGGGUCUAUGGCUUCACUGCCGUAUAUGAAAAAGCUUGCUACGGAACAUGAUAUCCCCAUUGUAUCGUUGACUGAUUUAAUCAGAUAUCGAAGAAAGCGAGAUAAGCUUGUUGAGAGAAUCACAGUGUCUCGUUUGCCUACCAAAUGGGGUCUUUUCCAAGCUUAUUGUUAUCGAUCUAAACUCGAUGGAACCGAAAAUAUCGCCCUCGUUAAGGGAAACGUUGGAAAUGGUGAGGACAUUCUGGUGCGAGUGCAUUCAGAGUGCUUGACAGGAGACAUUUUUGGCUCAGCACGGUGUGACUGUGGAAACCAAUUGGACUUAGCCAUGGAGUUAAUCGAGAAAGAGGGAAGAGGAGUUGUUGUGUAUCUCCGUGGCCACGAAGGAAGAGGCAUUGGCCUUGGUCACAAGCUUAGAGCUUAUAACUUGCAGGACGAAGGACACGACACUGUUCAGGCCAAUGUUGAACUUGGCCUAUCCAUUGAUUCUCGUGAAUACGGUAUCGGUGCUCAGGUUAGCCAUAUUAUAUCGGUUUGAUUUGGCUACAUUAAGGACUAACUCAUAGCCAUUGAUAUGAUUGCUUUCUCUCAAUUUUAUUGGUUUUGGAAUGGCCCAAUGUAGAUGCUACGAGACAUAGGAGUGAGAACAAUGAGACUAAUGACGAAUAACCCUGCCAAAUUCACUGGUCUGAAAGGGUACGGACUCGCUGUAGUUGGCCGUGUGCCGGUGGUGACACCAAUCACCAAGGAGAACAGAAGAUAUAUGGAGACCAAACGCAAGAAGAUGGGUCACAUUUAUAUCUCUGAUAACAACGAUCAGCCAUUAGCUUGACCCAAAAGCUUUUGAUAGAAACACACACUUUUGAAUUUUGUAUUUAUAAAUUGAUUCAUUCUUAUGUAAUCAUCAACCACAAUUACUUUUUUUCUGGAAGAUUUGACAUAAAAUCGAAUUAUAGUUUUAUAUAGAAGGGAC
This is a messenger RNA of Arabidopsis thaliana (thale cress), 1981 nucleotides long. It is a transcript of the gene RIBA3, whose product is annotated as monofunctional riboflavin biosynthesis protein RIBA 3. The record is from RefSeq and is marked reviewed. The transcript has 5 exons. Gene Ontology annotation, molecular function: 3,4-dihydroxy-2-butanone-4-phosphate synthase activity; GTP cyclohydrolase II activity. Gene Ontology annotation, biological process: riboflavin biosynthetic process. Bases 203 to 1546 code for a protein of 447 amino acids. Gene Ontology annotation, cellular component: chloroplast. NCBI's taxonomy places the organism in Eukaryota, Viridiplantae, Streptophyta, Magnoliopsida, Brassicales, Brassicaceae.